Messenger RNA from Cyphomyrmex costatus, 1604 nucleotides. RefSeq names its product dipeptidase 1. Gene Ontology annotation, molecular function: metallodipeptidase activity. Gene Ontology annotation, biological process: proteolysis. Lineage: Eukaryota; Metazoa; Arthropoda; Insecta; Hymenoptera; Formicidae. The record is from RefSeq and is a predicted model, not a curated record. The transcript has 11 exons. Bases 139 to 1461 code for a protein of 440 amino acids.
GUAAGACGAUUCAAAAUAGAACGAGAGAUAUGUAGUUUUCGUCGUGCUGCUGUAGGAGUAUCAAAUGCAACUGAACUUUAUCGUUCCUAGAGUGAGACAUCAAACGUAGCAGGCAUUUAUAAAUAUUGCACGGGGAAAAUGGUGUACAUUAACGUCGCCGUUUGUCUGUCAGUUCUUCUGUUUGUGAUCGGAUUAUCCGUGGGUCUGAGCAUGAACACCUUCAAAGGACGAAAUGCUCUCGACUUGGCGCCUCUUAUUGAUGGCCACAACGAUUUACCGGACAAUCUCUAUAACAAGUUACACAACGAUUUACGGACUUUCCGGUUUGAAGAUGAUUUAAGCAACGACGAUGUUUGGGGAAGAACCGCCUGUCCUACGUGUUUCACCGAUUUACCUCGUCUAAGUAAGGGAAAAGUAGGUGGACAGUUCUGGGUGGCGUACGCACCGUGUGAAUCGCAAUACAAGGAUGCCAUACAACUAACGUUACGGCAGAUCGACGUGAUUCGACGACUUAUUCAGCGAUAUCCGAACAAUUUGCAAUUAGUCACCGCCGCGGGGGACAUCGAAACCACAUGGAGGAGCGGCAAAAUAGCGUCCAUGAUAGGCGUCGAGGGCGGCCACUCCCUCGACUCGAGCCUAGCAGUUCUGAGGCUCUACUAUGACCUCGGAGUUCGUUAUGUUACCCUGACUCACGGCUGCAACACACCGUGGGCUGAUGCAUCGCCCGUGAAUGAGGGAAAUGUUUACAAUCUGACAGAAUUCGGACAGACUAUUAUUUAUGAAAUGAACCGAAUUGGAAUGCUGGUUGAUCUGUCUCACACCUCUCACAAUGUCAUGCGGGAAGUGCUUGCAAUAACAAAAGCUCCUGUCAUGUUCUCGCAUUCGUCUGCUUUUAGCAUAUGCAAUAACUACAGGAACGUUCCAGAUGAUAUUCUGCAGUUAGUCAAAAAGAACAACGGUAUUGUUAUGGUGAACUUUUACAACAACUUCGUGAACUGCAACGAUUCGAAGAACGCGACGAUGGAGGAUGUCAUAAAACAUAUAAAUCACAUUCGAAAUCUUAUCGGACCAGACCAUGUCGGUAUCGGCGCAGAUUAUGAUGGUAUAUCUAUAAUGCCAGUGGGAUUGGAAGAUGUUUCCAAGUAUCCCGAUCUAUUCGACCGUUUAUAUGAGAGUCAAAAGGGAGAGCCAACGUGGACCAAGGAGGAUUUGGAAAAAUUGGCUGGCAGGAAUUUCAUUCGAGUUUUGCAAGCUGCAGAAGCGGUGCGGGACUCAUUAUCGUCCGAAUCGCCUCGGGAAGAUAUUAUAACGGCAAACGAAUUAUAUGUUGCGCAAAAGAAUGAAGGACUUACUCCAGGCUCAUGUCAAACCGCACUUGAAUGGGACCAGUUAAAAACAACAGAUGAAGUAUCUAACUUAAGUACCACUAUGGAAACAAUUACUAAACCAGAGGCUUCGUGAAAAAAUUUACAAAACGAUAUGUGAUAACUUUAUUAACAUAUAAUUAAUAUUAAAAAGUAAAGUAUAAAAGUGUUGAAUAUUGUUAUAACGUUGUUUAGAUAUUAUUCAAUUCUCUCCAUACUCUCACACACUUAACAAUUUUC